Molecule: messenger RNA, 1086 nt
Organism: Exophiala dermatitidis NIH/UT8656
Lineage: Eukaryota; Fungi; Ascomycota; Eurotiomycetes; Chaetothyriales; Herpotrichiellaceae
Product: homoisocitrate dehydrogenase, mitochondrial
Exons: 4
Coding region: 1-1086 (361 amino acids)
Biological process (GO): isocitrate metabolic process; tricarboxylic acid cycle
Cellular component (GO): mitochondrion
Molecular function (GO): magnesium ion binding; NAD binding; isocitrate dehydrogenase (NAD+) activity
Source: RefSeq, a predicted model, not a curated record
AUGGCCAGUCGAACAUUACGCAUAGGCCUCAUUCCAGGUGACGGCAUUGGCCGCGAAGUCAUACCGGCCGGCAAACGCGUGCUGGAAUCCCUCCCGUCGUCGCUCGGGCUGAACUUCUCCUUCGUCGACCUCGAUGCCGGUUACGACUGCUUCAAGCGCACGGGCACGGCCCUGCCGGACAAGACGGUGGAAACGCUGCAGAAAGAAUGUGAUGGCGCUCUAUUUGGGGCUGUGAGUUCUCCCACUACAAAGGUGGCAGGAUACACAUCUCCAAUCGUCGCGCUGCGCAAGAAACUAUCACUAUACGCAAACGUGCGACCAUGCAAAACGACACUCUCACCGGCAUUCAAAUCCCCCACCCCUCAUCCAAUCGACCUAGUCAUUGUGCGCGAGAACACCGAAGAUCUAUACGUCAAAGAGGAAAAGACAUACCCCGACCCAUCCGGAGAGGGCCAGAUCGCCGAAGCGAUCAAGCGCAUCUCAUCCAAGGCAAGCUGGCGCAUCGCCAACAUUGCAGGCGAGAUAGCGCUGCGACGGCAAAAGAUGCGCAGCAACAACUCUGACAAGAAGGCCAUGGUGACAAUAACGCACAAAUCCAACGUUCUCUCUCAAACAGACGGCCUUUUCCGCUCGACGGCGCGCGAAGCGCUAUCCCAACCGCAAUUUUCUUCGGUCAAUGUCGAAGAACAAAUCGUCGACAGCAUGGUGUACAAGCUGUUCCUGCAGCCGCAAUACUACGAUGUCAUUGUCGCGCCGAAUCUGUACGGCGACUUGCUGAGCGAUGGCGCCGCCGCCCUCGUCGGCAGUCUUGGUCUGGUGCCAUCAGCAAAUGUCGGCGAGGGGAUUGUCAUUGGCGAGCCUUGCCAUGGUUCUGCUCCGGAUAUCGAGGGCAAGGGCAUUGCUAAUCCUAUUGCUACGAUCCGUAGCGUCGCUGUCAUGUUGGAGUUCUUGGAUUUGCCGGAGGCCGCGAAUGCUAUCUACAAUGCUGUCGAUAAGAAUCUCGAGGAAGGCCGCUUUGUCAGUCCUGAUCUGGGUGGCAAGGCUUCGACUGAGGAGGUCUUGAAUGAUAUCUUGAAGAAAUUGUAA